This is a messenger RNA of Desarmillaria tabescens, 1626 nucleotides long. RefSeq lists its product as uncharacterized. The record is from RefSeq and is a predicted model, not a curated record. NCBI's taxonomy places the organism in Eukaryota, Fungi, Basidiomycota, Agaricomycetes, Agaricales, Physalacriaceae. The transcript is spliced from 5 exons. The coding region runs from base 1 to 1626 and encodes 541 amino acids.
AUGAAGCGCGGUCAUUGUCCUCAGCGCCUAGAAGGCACCCACCAUCGUGUAGAAUUCGAGGACGACUAUGACAGAGUACACUCUCAAACGUCUGGCAUCGAUCGACAUGGACAUACGUCCUCAUCUGAGUCCAAACCCUUACGUGGCAAAGCAGGUUGGACCCUCAGAAGUAUGUGGAACCCUCCAGACGAUUCCAAGCUUUCACUCGACGUAGAUGGGAGCGGUUAUGAGGACCAGAUGAAUGCAGAAGUGUUUGAAAGUACCAUCUUCCAUGACACAAUGGAACCUCAAAAGGCAACGAGGUCAAAAGUUUCGGUGAGUGACAAGUCUUUGGAAACCAGCUUACGUGCUGAGGACGGUUGGAAGAGGCGGCCACAUUUGGUGUGGAAGGAGCAGUUCAGAUCGGUUUAUCUAGACGAGGUUACUCGCCAUGACAGACGAGGAGACGCUCGCCAGAAUCUGAAAUGUCCCAACUGUAUCGCUCGGAAUGUUGAGGAAGAGGUGCAGGGAGAGCCGGAGGUUCGGUGUAAGGAUUGUUUUCUCAGUGAUUUGGUCUGCACAUCCUGUUGCGUCCGUUGGCAUAGGCAGAAUCCAUUCCACUGCAUCGAGCGAUGGACUGGGCUUUACUUUGCCCCAAUCAUGCUGAAAGCGAUUGGCUUACAUGAUCAGCUUAACCACCAAAGUUUCCAAUGUCCUCUCCCUGUACCCUGCCAUGUCAAGCUUCGAAUUCUCCAUACCACGGGCAUUCAUGACGUUGCAGUCAAUUACUGUGGUUGUGGGCGACAAAUCCCGCAGCACAUUCAACUCCUACGACGCGGAUGGUAUCCUGCUAGCCAGAAGGUGGUGAAGACUUGUGCAACGUUCCAGCUGUUGGAGUUGCUCCACCUCUUUUCCCUUGUCUCCAAAAUGUCCACAUAUCAUUUUUAUCGCACGUUAGAGAGAAUGACGGAUAAUACAGGGCUGAAUACACCACCCUCUCGUAAAGCAGCCCUGAUGCGUAUGCUUAUUCAAUGGUGUCACUUGAAGCUGUUAAAGAGAGGCGAGCGAGUGCACGACAUCACUGGACCUGAGGGUACAAAGCCAGGCGAGCUUGCCGUCCUCUGCCCAUCUUGUCCUCGGCCGGGAAUAAACCUACCUCCAGACUGGGAUCAAGCACCUCCCCACUUAAAAUUUUUGUAUAUUUUGCUUAUAUGCAUCGACGCGAACUUCCGGCUUAAGAACCAGAUUGUGUUGUCGUAUUCGAGGGACCCAGGUCUCGGUAUCGGUUGGGCGUACUUCACUGCCCACGAGCCUUAUGAGGAAUACGUUCAAAGUCAAGCUACAGAUGCAGACAUUAGUAACUGCAUGGAGUUUUCUGCCGUGGCCAAAUCAAACACAAAGUUUUCAAAAGGGCUCCGUUACACAGGUGUGGUUGCGGUGUCCUGCGGAAGAAGUGAGAUGGUUCUGCCUACGUGUGUCGGCAAUACGAAUAAGGGUGAGAGAUAUGCCAAUGUCGACCCCCUCGCUGCAGCAGCUAUCCGUCAAUUCUCAGAUUUGCUCUGGGUCAUUAUCAGCUAUGACAUUGCCUGCCAAUGGAUCAAGACGAUAUUCACAUGGAUGACCUCACAUUGGCCCUCUGAGCUUUGA